Messenger RNA from Vicia villosa (hairy vetch), 2367 nucleotides. RefSeq lists its product as uncharacterized. Bases 1 to 2367 code for a protein of 788 amino acids. The record is from RefSeq and is a predicted model, not a curated record. Gene Ontology annotation, molecular function: zinc ion binding; nucleic acid binding. NCBI's taxonomy places the organism in Eukaryota, Viridiplantae, Streptophyta, Magnoliopsida, Fabales, Fabaceae. The transcript has 3 exons.
AUGGCUGAUCGACGCAGAGGUCCCAGAAGGCCCAGGACGAGGAAUAUGGAGACUGAGCCUGAAACUGAGAACGCAGGUGUGCCUUGGGUGCAGAUAAUGCAACAGAUGCAGCAGCAGAAUCAAAUGAUGAUGCAAAUGAUGCAAGGCAUGCAAGGGAAACAACCAACCGCUCCUGCUCCUACUCCUCAGGCUGCCGCAGGGCCUGACUUUCGUGCCUUCUUUUGGAUGGAUCCGCCAGAGUUCCUGGGUGGCUUGGAUCCGAUGAUUGCUCAUGAUUGGUUGUAUGGCAUGGAGAUGAUAUUUCAGGCCAUUCAGUGCACAGAGGAAGAGAAAGUGAUCUUUGCUGCUCAGAAGAUGAAAGGGCCGGCAGGUAGAUGGUGGAAUACAGAAUCCACGUAUUUCACUAAUCAAGGAAUCCCAAAGGAUUGGCAACAUUUCAAGACAUCUUUCUUGGAGAAGUACUACCCCAACAGUGUGCGUGCUUUGAAGGAGCGUGAGUUUCAGUCCUUCAAACAAGGCAACAUGUCGGUGUCUGAAUAUGCUGAGAAGUUUGAGGACAUGGCUGCCUAUUCUAGACAAGCCGCUUAUGCUCCAGAUGAAUUAUGGAAGAUUGACCAGUUUCUUAUGGGGCUGAAUGCUGAUAUUGUGCACAGUGUGUCUCAGAGGGAGUUUACCACUUAUGCUGAGUGUUUGAGGCAAUGCUAUGUUGCUGAGAACACAUUGAAGAGAGUCCAAGAUGAAAGAGAACAGAAUAAGCCGGUUCGUAGGGAACAAGGAAGAUGCAAGGCAAACCACUUUGGGAGUUGCAAGCCAGAUCUUGUGAAAUGUUACAAGUGCAAUCAGUUAGGACAUUUUGCAAGGGAAUGUACAGCCCUAGAUGUUCCUGAAAAGACUAAAGGUCGUGUUUACACCUUGGAUGCUAGGAAGGCUCAAGGAAACACCAAUCUUGAUGCUGGUACGUGUUAUGUCAAUAAUCAACCCUUGUUUGUGUUAGUUGAUUGUGGAGCAACACAUUCUUUCGUUUCUUAUCAUUGUGUGCGAAGGCUUGGUUUUGAGAUGAGUCUUCUUCCUAAUCCUAUGAUUGUCUCGUCGGCUACUGAUGAUGUAGUAGAAGCUCGAGACAUUUGCAUGGAGUGUUCUAUUACCUUCAAUGGCCGUAGGUUCUUGAUUGACCUCAUUUGUCUACCGCUUAAGAAAAUCGAUGUAGUACUGGGAAUGGACUGGUUGUCAGCUAACUCGGUGUACAUCGGUUGUAAAGAGAAGGCUAUCUUCAUCCCUGCUGAGGAGACUACACCAACCAAUGCCAUUGAACAUCUUCUUAAAGGUACGGUUAACAUGAUCAAUUACCUUUUUGCUCAAGAGAAGUCUUUCCUUUUGGUUCUUACGUCGGACUCCAAGGACAAGAAGAGUGUAUCGGAGAUUCCAGUUGUGUGUGAAUUUUCCGAUGUAUUUCAUGAGGAUGUUACUUCUCUUCCGCCGGAAAGGGAAGUUGAAUUCUCUAUUGAUCUCGUUCCGGGUACCGCUCCAGUUUCGAUUGCCCCUUAUCGAAUGUCUCCUGUAGAUCUAAGGGAGUUGAAGAGUCAGCUAGAAGAGUUGUUGGAAAAACACUUCAUUCGUCCUAGAGUUUCUCCAUGGGGAGCCCCAGUAUUAUUAGUAAAGAAGAAGGACGAUAGCAUGCGUUUGUGCAUCGACUAUCGUCAGCUGAACAAGAUUCGGGUUAAGAGUUCGGACGUUUCGAAAACUGCUUUUAGAAUGAGAUACGGUCAUUACGAGUUUUUGGUUAUGCCAUUCCGAGUGACCAAUGCUCCUGCUAUCUUUAUGGAUUACAUGAACCGAGUGUUUCAACCGUAUUUGGACCGGUUCGUGAUAAUCUUCAUAGACGACAUCUUGAUCUACUCUCAGACUAUCGAAGAGCACAUGGAGCAUUUGAGGAUUGUGUUGUCGGUUCUUAGAGAAAAGCAGUUGUUUGCGAAGUUUAGCAAAUGUGAGUUCUGGAUGUCUGAAGUCAAAUUUCUUGGACAUGUCAUAUCUGGAGGCGGCGUAGCUGUAGACCCUUCGAAGGUAGAAGCAGUGAUAAAUUGGGAACGACCCAAGAAUGUGACUGAAGUCCGUAGUUUCCUAGGCUUGGCAGGUUACUAUUGGAGGUUCAUUAUGGGCUUUUCCAAGUUGGCGUUACCUUUGACCAGGCUUACAAGGAAGGAGGUUUCGUUUAGUUGGAAUUCAGAAUGUGAGAAGAGUUUUCAGGAACUUAAAGAGAAAUUAACUACAGCUCAAGUGUUGGUGAUCCCAGAUCCAAACCGAUCUUAUGAAGUGUUCUGUGAUGCUUCUAAGAAAGGUUUAGGUGGAGUGUUGAUGCAAGAUGGAUAA